Molecule: messenger RNA, 1808 nt
Organism: Salvelinus sp. IW2-2015
Lineage: Eukaryota; Metazoa; Chordata; Actinopteri; Salmoniformes; Salmonidae
Product: glycoprotein-N-acetylgalactosamine 3-beta-galactosyltransferase 1-like
Cellular component (GO): membrane
Molecular function (GO): N-acetylgalactosaminide beta-1,3-galactosyltransferase activity
Source: RefSeq, a predicted model, not a curated record
UUAAGCAGCCCUUGAUUAGUUGAGACAAGUGUGUCAGUAAGCUAUUGGGCCAAGAAAAAAGUAAUUGAUUUCAGUACAUUGUGCUGCAAACCUGCAGGACCAUCGCCCAGAUUUUGCCUAUCGGAUAUGAUUAAAUGCACAGAAAUAGAAUAAAUAGAAUGGACAAAUAAUUGUCUUGAAUGUGGAUACCUUUCUAUUCAAUAUAUUUCUAUGCAUAUCCUGUACGAAAGGUGAAAUCCAGAAGGAUAAUUUUUGAUAAACUGGGCCCAGGUUUGAAUGUGUCCAAUGUCACCAAUGUGUCCUAUGUCACCAUCUAGUGGUCCACUUACUAAUUUGUCCCCAAUCAAUUGGUGGGCAGUGCGUCUGCAGGGGUGGUGUCCAAUUAACCGUCACAUCAGGUCAUUGUUCUGUUUCUGGAAGGCAGAGGGUUGAUGAUUAUGUACAAGUCCACUUCAAAGCCUUCCAGGCUCUUGGAUGUUAUGUUCUGUGCUGGCUUUGUGUUGGGGUUCUGUCUCUGUUUCAURGCCAUUGCUUACUACAGAGCAUAUCAGAUCUCUCAGGAGACAGUGCUCUUGCCCUCACGGACAAGCAGCCUCAUGGGUGAGCUCCCUUCAGUACACCACUCUGCUGUUGCCACUAAUGCCUCAGUCCUCUCGCCAUUGCCCCCCUCCCCCUCUUCGGGUCGACUGCUCUGCUGGGUGUUGACCUCACCCCAGACUCUGUGGACCAGAGCUAAACACAUAGUGAACACCUGGGGGCCUCGCUGUGACACACUGCUCUUCAUGAGCUCUAAGCCGGACCUCCUGUUCCCUGGGACCGUGCUGGCWCUGGCAACAGAGGAGGGACGGGCCAACCUGUACAAUAAGACCAUGGCCGCUUUCAACUUACUGYAUGACGGUUACCUAGACAAGGCUGACUGGUUCCUCAAAGCUGAUGAUGACACCUAUGUAAUUGUGGAAAACUUGCGUCUGCUCCUGUCUCGGUUCAGCCCAGACAAGCCUGUGUAUCUGGGCAGGCGUUUUCACCGCUUUGUCCAUCAAGGCUACAUGAGUGGUGGUGCUGGCUAUGUACUGAGCCGCGAGUCUGUGAGACGCUACGUCAGGGCCCUGCACCAUGGAACCUGCACCAAGUCCACCUCUGCAGAGGACCUACUGCUGGGCUUCUGCCUCCAGAAGCUGGGAGUCCCGGCAGGGGACUCUAGAGACCACCAACACAGGGAAACCUUCCACCCCCUGUGGCUGGGUAAACUUCUCUGUACCRAAGACRUACUGCCCAAAUGGUUCCACCAGUACAACUAUUACCCUUCCAAAGUGGGUCCAGACUGUUGCUCCAAUUCAUCUGUAUCCUUCCAUUACGUUGAGCCAGUCAGAAUGUACAUGCUAGAUUACUUCCUGUACCAUCUCAGUCCAGUGGGUGGCCACAGCCCAAAGCUGGGUGAGACCAGAGAGGAAUAAGCAGAGACCCCUUUCUAUGGAUUUGACAGUGACAUCCCUGAUAAUAAAUAAUAUUAUACAUGCUCACACCGUAAUUGAUGUCAUUCUCUUGUAAAGAGUUGUCUUGCAAACCUUAAAACCAAUGUUGUUAUUAAAGUCUUUGAUAAGGUCCAUGCUAGUUCAAACCAAUUCAUCAUCAAUCAAUCAUCAAUUCAUGAUCUAGUCUGGAUAUUUGCCUAGUUACAGUAUGUAUUCAUACAUUGAGUCUGUCAUUAAAGUCAUAGAGAUCCUAUUAAAUACUAUUCUAAUUCCUAAUUAUAUGGUUAAAAUAUUGUCUUCCAGUGACAUACUAUGUUAGCUGAGGUUCCAAAUUGG